Vitrella brassicaformis is the source of this 4218-nucleotide messenger RNA. The record is from the annotation of a GenBank genome assembly. NCBI's taxonomy places the organism in Eukaryota, Vitrellaceae.
CGAGAAGAGACCUCGGCCCGACCCGAUCUCAAACUGGUCUUUAUAAGGGUCGUUGCAAAGUUCGUUGCGGCAGCACAGUGCUUUUUGCUGUGAGAGUGUUCGGGCAUUGAAGGACGUAGUAUGGGGGAGAGGACGAUAGAGUUCUUCCGCGAGCAGUCAAUACUGCUCACUGGGGCAACCGGCACUGUGGGGCAGGUGCGCACAACACUGAAAAGGCGAACCCCUGCACUGCACACACACCAGUGCUGGCAGGCAGCUGUGCAUACCUGUCUGUCCUUUCGUUGUGUGUCGUAUUCAGGUAGUGCUGGAGCGUCUGCUCCGUUGCGCACCUCCCCGACGAGUGUAUCUGCUGACCCGCUCCCGCCCCAAAGCUUCAGGCGCUCAGCGCAUCCUGGACCUGCUGCAACAGCCGCUCUUCUCGGCCGUGCACAGGCUGUGGGAGGGAGAGGGGGAGGGGGAGAGAGAGGCACACACCGGCAGUAGUGGCCCCGCUGCAUCAGAGUGCACGAGCGGCAGUCGGCAUAGCAAUCGCUUCUGGCGCGGGAACAGGGGGAGUGGCGCCGAGGUGUGUGGUGUCAGUGGCUGUCGGCCUGCGCCUUUGUCGACCUGUCGUGGGUGCGCUCGUCGGACGCCCGAAGAUGAGAUACUGCAUAGAUUCGGCAUACAGGUCAUGGACGGAGAUCUGCAGAAGGUACUUUGUGUUUUGGUCUGUCGAUGAAUGCACAGCACACAAAGGACAGACACCUGGGUCAGUCGCCUCUGUGUGUGUGGUCUGUCAGGAUAACCUGGGUCUGUCUGAGAGUGACCUUGACACACUCAGGGCCAACGUCACGGGUAGGGUAGCAGCCAAGCCAAAAAGAAAGAAAGAGAGCUCUCCAUGGCUGUCUGUCUGCUGUCUGACUGUUUUCCGUGUUGGCGCGUUUCUGGUCGGUCCAUCGACCCACCCAUCCAUCGAUUUGUCAGUGGUAGUUAAUUGUGCUGCGAGCAUCAACUUCGACGACCCCUUCCCCCAGCUCUUCGAACAGAACGUCAGCGGAGCCUUGCGCGUCCUGCAGCUGGUGAGUCAGUCAACAAUCGCACUGUAUCUGAUCUGUAUGUCUAGAAGUGAAUCCGCUCGUUUGUUCGUUUGCCUGUGGGUGAAUACCUACGUGUCAGGCGAGGGCCUGCGAUGGCGUUCGGUCUUCAGGGUGUUUCGUCCAUGUGUCGACCGCGUACGCCAAUUCUAACAGAAGGUACACGCACACACACACACACACACACAAGCGCCUGGCUGGCUGGCUGGCCGGCCACGUGCCCCCUCGUGCAUUGCCUCCAUCAAUGUGUGUCGGCGGCUGACAUCAUUCAGGGGUGUGAUUGAGGAGAAGCUCUACGAGUCAGACAUCGACCAUGAGGUGGGGCCAGACACACACAAGAGAUUCGGCACGAAAGAGCAAUCAUGCCGCCUGUCCGUCUGUUCUGCUGUCUGUCACUGUGUGUGCAGCAUACGUUCAGCGAGCUGAAUCGCACGACCGGCGAGGAACACCAAAGGCUGGCAGAGCAACUCAGAGGUCAGUGCAUGGGAGAAUGGGGACACCACAACAAGCACGGCAGCCCACUGCCACUCUCUGUCUGUCUGUCUGUCUGUCUCAGUGCAUUACGGUCAUCCGAACAACUACACCUUCACCAAGUGGCUGGCCGAGCACCUGAUCGGCUCACGCCACGGCGACCUGCCCACGCUCAUCAUUCGGCCAUCCAUCAUCGGAUCCACUUACAGGACGCCAUUCAACGGAUGGUCAGUCAAGUCAGGGCACACACUCAUUGAGGAGUGAGUGGAGUGGAAAGGGAGACAGACCACAGCGGCCAUCGCUGUUCUGCUCUCUGCGUGGGUGUGUAUGCAGGACGUCAGCUCCGCAAGGUUUUGGCGCGUUGGUUGCCCUUGGAGCCUUCGGCGCAUUCCUCAGGCUCCCCAGCGACGGCAAGGCUAUCGGUAGGAAGGAGAUGACAGAGGCCGAUGCCGGCCGGGGUUUGUGUCCAUCUUGUGUGUGCGUACAGGCGACGUGAUUCCCGCUGAUUACGUGGCAUCGGCGUCACUCAGGGCCACCGUGCAGAUGGCAGGUAUGCUGCGCACGCAUGGAUGGAUGGGCACAGAUGGUGUGGGCAAUGUCAAUGGUUUUGAUCCGUCCGUCCGUCCGCCCUUGACCUCCAGGUCGUGUGGGUCGUUUGGAGGUGAUGCAUGUGGCGUCAUCGCAUGCCAACCCUGUCACAUGGUCAGUGGCCGUCAGGCACACCCUUGCACCUGUCUGUCUGUCUGUCUGUCUGCUUCGUGUGCCUGAAAAUGUGUGUGUGUGUGUGUGUGUGUGUGCAGGAGUGAGUUGAGCCGCCAGGCUGUCAAGGGUUUUGACAAGUUGCGCAUGUACCAAAUCCCACAGCAAUACAUGAUCAGUAAACGCAACACACACGCCACACGGACGGACAGAGAACAGGCAAGCAGCCAACAUUGCUCUCUCUGCCUAUGUGUCUGUCUAUUUAUUUGUCAGGCCCGCGUUGUGUCUACACCUGGUGCUCGUCCUCCUGGAGAUACGCUCUCAUGCACGUACGUCACGUCGGAUUGCACAAUCGGCCACGCGCCAACACAGCAGAGAUAUCCUAAGUGUGGGUGUCCUGCCUGUUUAUCAGGCGUUAGACGAUGCGGCCCUUGUGCUGGCUCAGCUGCUGGUGUCGCUGCUCGGUGUAGUCUUCCCGGCACUGGGCAAACAGGUGGGUGGGGCUCACCCUCCCUGCAUGGCACAUCCAUUUGUGUUGGUUGACGGGGCCGCGUGUGUGUGCAGCUGUCCAAGCCUGUCAGGUUUCUGUGCCGUCGACAGAAUGUGUUGAAGCUGCUGCACCAUUUCAUCUGCAACCAGUGGAUAUUCAAAACGGACAAGGCACGCCAGCAAACACGACGCACGGAUCAUGUAGAUGAGAGGGCGGCAAGGCAAGCAUUGUGUUGGUUGGUUCGUCCUUGCAGAUCCGAGAGCUUGCCCACCGCGAGCAUGAUCCCGAUUUCCCCCUAGAUGUGGAGAACAUCAAGUGGUACGCAGAGAACACAAACAUUCCGCUCGGAUGCACAAUAGAUAUCCUUUCUUGUUCCAGGGAGCCGUGGUGCAUCGACUAUGUCGAGGGCCUGUGUCGCUACUCCCUCAUACCCACACUGGAGCGCAUCACCAAACGCGAGAAGGAGCAGGCCACACACGCCCCAGACAAGCCCACCACCACCACCACCACCCAUCGAGACACAGACAGAGAUAGGGAUUCCCCGUCCAGCACGAGCACCAGCGCUACCACCACCAGCAGCACGUCCCUGGGCAUGUGCAAUCCCUGCUGCCAGAGCAGCAACCACCCGCCAGAGAGCCCUCCACCCUCCCCAUCGCCCGUGGUGGAGAGCGAUGAGUCAUCGGAGGGAAAGGGGAGGAGUGAUGGCGCGCCCCUGAUGUCCAGCAGGAAGAUCAGUGGGACUACCACAGAGGGGGACACGAUGGCGCUGCCGUCGGAUGUGAGCAAUGACAGCAUCGAGCGGGCGUGUUGCUAGUGGUGCUCGCGUGGAGGCCGCCGGCCUUGCUCGACAGCGUGUGAAGAGGAGGAUGGAGUGUGUAUGAGAGAUACAUGCGGAAAGGGCCGAGGGGCUGGUUUUGAUCCCGUUUUGAUCACGUACGUGCAUCUCCCUCUCUGUGUGUGUCCACCUGUGAUAAUUCGAACGGCAGAGAGACAGUUGUCUGUCUGCCUUCUGUCAUGUAUGUCGAUUCUGCCAUCUCUCUUGAGUACACACGUGGCUAUUUAAUUCUCUCUCCUCUCUGUAUACAGUACGGACUGGAGCACAUGUAUAUACCUGCAUGAAUUCUGUUAAUCACAGAUCCAUUGAGUGUUGGCCCCCUCUCUCUCUCCCUCCUCCUCUUCUUACUCACGAGUCUUACUUUCGUCUACGCGUCUCGUCUUUAGUUGUCUGACCGACUGGGCAAUUUUUGCGCCAAUCUUGGCUUUCUCCGAACCGUCGGCGAGUCGAGAACUGCAUGUAUAGCACACGAGGGUGGGUGGUUGGGUGUGCGUGAGUGGGACAAGCAUGAGUUGUGGCCACUGAAUCAAGCACGGAGUCACUGACAUGACCUAGAGAGCAGCAUACUGGGUUUGCGCCUGGGUUGUUGGCGGUUCCAGUGUCACCCUUGAUGCGUUGAUGGAUUGUGCAAGCAACCAAGCAUUAUGAGC